UGAAUCUCCUUUGGCCAGUAGCUUCGAGGCCCAUCAGCACUGCAGGAAUGGCGGAUUUUGGGAUCUCAGCUGGCCAGUGUGUGGCGGUGGUGUGGGACAGAUCUUCCCCGGUAGAAGCUCUGAAAGGUCUGGUGGAUAAGCUGCAAGCCUUGACUGGCAGUGAGGGCCGAGUGGCUGUGGAAAACAUCAGCCAACUGCUGGAAUCUGCCCACAAAGAAUCCAGCUUCGAUGUUAUUUUGUCGGGUGUUGUUCCGGGAAGUGCCGCUCUGCACAGUGCUGAGAUUUUGGCUGAGAUGGCCCGGAUCCUUCGGCCUGGUGGAUGUCUUUUUCUGAAAGAGCCAGUAGAGACAGCUUUAGUUAACAAUGGCAGAGUAAAGACAGCAUCUAAACUCUGUUCAGCUCUGACUCUUUCUGGACUUGUGGAAGUAAAAGAGCUGCAGCGGAAAUCCUUAAGCCCUGAGGAGACACAGUCUGUUCAAGAACACCUGGGUUACCAAAGUGAUGGCCUGCUCUCUGUUCAGGUCACAGGCAGAAAACCAAACUUUGAAGUGGGUUCUUCUAGUCAGCUUAAGCUUUCCACUGUCAAGAAGCCUCCUUCAGUGAAGCCUGCCGUGGACCCUGCUGCUGCCAAGCUCUGGACUCUCUCUGCCAACGAUAUGGAGGAUGACAGCAUGGAUCUCAUUGACUCAGAUGAGCUGCUGGACGCAGAAGAUUUGAAGAAGCCAGAUCCUGCUUCCCUGCGGGCUGCUUCAUGUGGGGAAGGGAAAAAGAGGAAGGCUUGUAAGAACUGCACAUGUGGCCUCGCAGAAGAACUGGAAAAGGAGAAGUCGAAGGAACAGAAGAGCUCCCAGCCCAAGUCGGCUUGUGGGAACUGCUACCUGGGUGACGCUUUCCGCUGUGCCAGUUGCCCCUACCUGGGGAUGCCGGCCUUCAAACCUGGGGAGAAGGUACUUCUAAGCACCAGCACUCUGCACGACGCCUAG
Messenger RNA from Orycteropus afer afer, 983 nucleotides. It is a transcript of the gene CIAPIN1, whose product is annotated as cytokine induced apoptosis inhibitor 1. Lineage: Eukaryota; Metazoa; Chordata; Mammalia; Tubulidentata; Orycteropodidae. The record is from RefSeq and is a predicted model, not a curated record. Gene Ontology annotation, biological process: iron-sulfur cluster assembly. Gene Ontology annotation, molecular function: iron-sulfur cluster binding. Gene Ontology annotation, cellular component: cytoplasm.